This is a messenger RNA of Nipponia nippon (crested ibis), 1080 nucleotides long. NCBI's taxonomy places the organism in Eukaryota, Metazoa, Chordata, Aves, Pelecaniformes, Threskiornithidae. The record is from RefSeq and is a predicted model, not a curated record.
AUGAGAGUCCGUUAUAUCCCCGCUGAGCCCGAUGUACGGCCAGAGGUGCAGGUUCUCCCUCAGUCUUGCGAGCCUCAGACCAUUGCAUACUUGAUUCGCGUGAUCCAGAGUUUGAACGAUCCUGAAGCUACCACCUAUGAGAUCGUCUGCCAGCAGCCCCAUGACCUGGGGCAGCCCAUCUACGUGAAGAAGUGCUAUGUGUCACCCCAGCCGCCAGCAGUGCCGUGUGACAGGAGCAAUCACCCAGAGCCAGAACCCCAAAGGGACGAGCAAGAAACAGGGGAGCCUGAACCACCGCAGCAAGGGGGCAUGCCAGCUUCGAGCUCCCAGGAAAACACAGGGUCUUUCAACGAGCCACAGGAGAGGUCUGAAACAGGGGUGAAGGAAGUGGCUCACCAGGCUUCUGCCUCCGAGCCGGAUGACCCUUGCCAGGCAAAGCCCAAGGAGGACAGAAGGGACAGCCAGCGCCCCAAGAUGCCCGACGUGAAAGAGAAGGAGCCCCAGGGAGAUGGAUCAAAAGCUGCCAGGGAGCAGGUCCCGCGGGAGCCUGAAUCCAGCUGCCAGGUGAGGGAGCAUGAGGACAGGGAGGCCGAGAACUGCCCACCUCUGCCCCAGGCGCCGGAGCCACAGGAAGCCUCUGAGCCAGGCCGGCGAGCCGCUGAAGAGAGCUGUCCCCAGCCACCCCGGAGAGAUCAAGCGAGCCGCUGCCAUGAGGGUGCAGAGCUUCCCCCACCGGAGAAGAGCUGCCAGCCACGGCAGGAGGAGAACAGCAAGAGGAGCCCCCAGCAACCCACGGAGACCGAGCGCUGCAUCGAGUCCCUGCUGGCCGUCUUCCAGCGGUACGCGGGGCGCGAAGGGGACAACUGCACGCUCUCCAAGAGGGAGUUCCUGGCCUUCAUGAACACCGAGCUGGCUGCCUUCACGAAGAACCAGAAGGACCCAGGUGUCGUGGACAGGAUGAUGAAGAAACUCGAUUUGAAUAGCGACGGGCAGCUAGACUUCCAGGAGUUCCUGAACCUCAUCGGGGGCAUUGCGGUGGCCUGCCACAACUCCCUGGUUGUCAGUACCCCUCGCCCCUAG